AUGGAGGGCAGAGCCGGCUGCUCGGGGGCCACAGGGCAGAGCCGGGUGUUUGGGACAGAGAGACAGAUGUGCGGGGCCCAGGGACAGAUGCAGAUGUUCGGGGUUCACAGCGGCAGAGGUUCGGUGCACAGAGGAUGGCACAGAGCUUUGCAGUACGAGGGCAGAGGUGUUCGGGGUGUGGAGGUGCAGCUGUUCGGGGUGUAGAGGUGCCCGGUACAAGGUGCAGAUGUGUCCAGCUGUGCGCAGCUGUGCCCAGCACACAGCCAGAGCUGUCCCCACCCCUCCCUGCUGCCAUGAACCCAGCAGGAGCGGUGGCACCGGUUCCCUUCUCCAGACCCCAGCCCUGUCCCCGUCCCUGCCCAUCCGCAGUGACACCGCUGCCCUCGCUGCCCUGUCCCCGGUGGCACUGGCGCUGUUGUGGCCGCGGUGGGCGCAGCCCCUCGCUCCCGCAGCACCUCCAAGCCCUUCCCACCCCUGAUCCGCCGGGAUUUGGCCUCUGCCUUUGUUUCUGGAUGCGGUCGGUGACGCACGUGGGGCACAGAGCCGAGGGGCAGCUCCGGGGCGCUGCCAGAGCUUUACUGCCCCGGUCACGGGGCUGCGGGGCCGCGCUGCUCACAGCAGCGAUGACGGCAGCGACAGGGACAAUCACAACAGUGCUGAUAACGAUAUCGAUAACGAAACGAGCGCAUCUCCUCAGCACGGUCCUGUUCCGGGGCUGAUCCCCAUUCCCGGGGCUGAUCCCGAUCCGCUCCCGGCGAUGCCCCCGGGAAUGAGCCCCCCAGGACCCUCAGUUCCUGUCCACUGUCCCGCAGGCCGGGCAGGGCUGGGGACACUCGGGCAGGGCUGGGGACACCCCAGGCAGGGCUGGGGACACUCGGGACAGGGCUGGGGACACUCCGGGCAGGGCUGGGGACACCCCGGGCAGGGCUGGGGACACUCGGGACAGGGCUGGGGACACUCCGGGCAGGGCUGGGGACACUCGGGCAGGGCUGGGGACACCCCAGGCAGGGCUGGGGACACUCCAGACAGGGCUGGGGACACAUCCCGCACUGCCCAGGGGCGCGCAGGGCCAGCAGUGCCCUGGGGGGCUCUGAGCCCCCCUGGCCCCGCAGCCCCGGGUGGGCUCUGUCCCCCGGCCCGGCUCCCGCAGCCGCGGCCAUCCAACAUUCAUGGCCUGGGGCUGCGUGCUCAGCCCGAGCCCCGCGGCCUCUACAUAUUUCAUAUUUUGCAGGCAGGGAGGCAGGCCAGGAACAGCCUGCAGCUGCUCUUAUCACACCAGAAACAACCCGAUUUUAAAGGCUAAUAAACAUCCUUUCAAAGGUUCGGGUGCCUAUAAAAGUGCCCGCUGAGCGCAGCCCGAGCCCAGAGCUCGGGGCGGUGUCCCGGGAGCCUCUCCCGGCUGCUGGGGCCGCUUUUCCUGCAGCCCACCCUCCUGUCCGUGAGCACAGCGCUCGUUCCGCGGCUCCGCAGCGCGUUCUGGGCUGGAACCGACCGGGACCGGCCACGUCCCGGGGCGCGCCGGGACCGCUGGAGCCGCGGCCCGAGCGGGAGCACGGAGGUUAUCCUCGGGAAUAAAGGGCUGUUCCCUGCCCGCGCCGCUGCUCGAUGCUGUCGCGGCCCACGGGGCGUUCACAGCCCCCGGCCGGGGCGGGCAGGGGCGAUGCGGGCGCGGAGCUGCUCCACCCUCGCUGUGUUUACCCCAAACACAGCGGGGCCGCGGGCGGCCGCCCCUUAAAGCGCGGCGGGUGCGGGGCAGAGCGGAGCCGCGGCGGCCGAGCGGGCACACGCUGCAGGCGGGCUCGGCCUGCCGCUGCCCGGGGCCGUGCCCAUGGCCGAGCCGGCGGCGGGCGAGGACGCGGGCACCGGGCCAGAGGUGCUCGGCUCAUCCCCGGUCACCAUCGUGGUCACGUCCGAGGCUGACACCUGGGACAUCGACACCUCCCCGUGCCGGGGCCGCGGGCCCUUCGUGGACUGGGCCAAGAUGCCGGAGCCGCAGGGGCCGGCGCAGAUCCCGCGGGACGUGCUGGGCCGGCCCCCGAAGGAGCUGAAGCGGCUGGCCAGGGAGGGCUGCUGGGCCGGGAGCCACGCGGGCCGGGCCCGGCUCUACCCGCGGCUCAUCCAGCGGGUCUCCUGCCGCCUCGUCACCCCCGACGCGCUCGUGUACCGGGACGUGGCCGGCCGGCUCUUCGGGACCCCCGGCGUGAGCUCGCACCCCCUGCCCGAGUUCCUGGAGGGCUGCCCCGUGCCCACCUACUGCCUCAGCCCGCGCGGGGUCACGGCCCUGAGGAAGAUCCUGGUGUGCGUGGGCGCCCUGUUCCCCGACAUCACGCACAGCCCGCUGCUGCCGGCGCUGGCGGCGCUGCUGCUGCACUACAGCGAGGACGAGGCCCAGUGCUUCGAGAGCCUCUCGCGCCUCAUCGCCAGCAACGCGCCCCACGCCGCCUACAUCGACCAGUCCUUCCUGGCCCACCAGGCCUCCUGCAUGACCUUCGGGGACCUGGCCAGCAAGCACUGCCCGGCGGCGCACAAGCUCAUCGCCGGCGCCGCCGACAACGUCCUCGAGGUCUACUCGGAGUGGCUGUCGUGGCUCUUCCCCGGGCUGCCCUUCGCCUACGCCGCGCGCGUGCUGGACGUGUUCCUGCUGGAGGGCCAGAAGGUGCUGUACCGCAUCGCCCUGGCCCUGCUGAAGCAGUUCAGGCUCUCGGCCGGCCCGGCCGCGCCGCAGGGCUGCGACGUCAAGGCGGAGCUGCAGGCUUUCGCCAGGAACAUCGCCGAGCACGUGACCGUGGACAAGCUCCUGGAGAGAGCCUUUGGCAUCCGCCUCUUCUCCCGCAAGGAGAUCUGGCUGCUCCACAUGGCCAACAGGAAGGCCUUGAUGGAGAGGGGCAUCACCGUGGUGCAGAGAAGGCCGUCCUUCCCCCUGGCCGUGGACAUGCAGAAGUUCAGCUCCAGCACUGUCACGGCGCAGGAGAUGCGCCUCGUCUGGUCCUGGAUCCCCGAGCGCUUCUCGCUCUUCCCCCCGCUGCUGCUCUUCUCCACCUCCGAGGACGGCUGCAGCCUGCAGAGGUUCUACACGUGCUGUGAGGGCUACGAACCCACGGUGCUGCUCAUCAAAACCACCGAGGGGGAGGUGUGUGGGGCCUUCCUCUCCUCCGACUGGGCCGAGAGGAAGAAGAGCGGAGCCACGCCGGCCUUUUUCGGGACGGGGGAGUGCUUUGUGUUCACUGUGCGCCCCGAGGCAGAGAGGUACGAGUGGGUGCUCAUCCGGCAGCCGGAGCUGGCCAAGGCCGUGCCGCGCUGCCGGCAGCGCUCGCCUUCCCCCGCUGCCGAGCCCCCGCCCGGCUCCUCCCCGGGCAGCCGCAGCCCCCAGCGCCUGGCCGUGCCCUCGCCGCCGAGCAGAGGCCGCCUGUCCCCGUUCCUGGCCAUCAGGCACUUCCUGCUGCCCUCCAGAACGGCCUCCAUGUUCAUGUCCGGCUCCCGGGACGGCAUCGUCAUCGGUGGAGGGGGCGGCCAGGCGCUGUCCCUGGACGCCAGCCUGCUGCGGGGACACACGGAGCGCUGCGAGACCUUCGGCAACCCCCCGCUCUGCCGGGAGAACUUCCAGGUGCAGCUCCUGGAGGUGUGGGGCUUCCAGAGCGCCUAGCCGCCCCAGGGACACCCCCUGUGCCCCCCGGGCCCGGGCACGGGGACCCCCGGCCGGGCUGCGGCCCCGGAGCGGCAGAGAGGGCACGGCAGAGCGGGCAGAACAGACUGGAUCCGAACAGACGGGAUCAGAACAGACUGGAUCAGAACAGACGGGAUCAGAACAGACUGGAUCAGAACAGACGGGAUCAGACUGGAUCAAACCAGACCGGAUCCGAUGGCAAAGCCCUGCCGCAGGCUGUGGGUGCAGUGACAGCUCGGGGGCACCCCACAUUUGGGGCUGAGCCCUUUGCUCUGUCCCCAGCCCAGGGCUGGACACGGAGGAGAUUCCCCAAUGGGAUCACCAGGAUGGACCCUUUUAACGUGAAUUUGGAAGGUUUGGUGUCACUGGGCUGGGGUCACCAGGAUGGGCCCCUUUAAUGUGGAAUGGGAACAUUUGGUGUUUCUGUGUCAUACACGGGAGGGCUGGAGGCCACGGGGAACCCUCUGGCUGCAGCAGGAGAGCCUCUGCCACCCCAAACACACUGUCCCGGCUGGGGUCACCUCCCACCCAUGCCAGCCCUGCAGCCGCCUGGGGCUGUGCCAGCGCUGGCAGGAGGGCACAGCAGGAGCAGCCAUGGCAGAGCUCCCAGGGGCUGGGCACGGGCACACCAGGAAUGGCUCAGGGCCUCCACAGGGUACCCAGGCACGCCAGGGAUGGCUCACAGGACUGUGUGCCAAUUAAUAAAAAGUAAACGUUAAUAAAGCGAUGUGAUCAGCA
Passer domesticus (house sparrow) is the source of this 4402-nucleotide messenger RNA. Its product is annotated as TBC1 domain family member 24-like. NCBI's taxonomy places the organism in Eukaryota, Metazoa, Chordata, Aves, Passeriformes, Passeridae. Gene Ontology annotation, biological process: response to oxidative stress. The record is from RefSeq and is a predicted model, not a curated record. The transcript has 7 exons. The coding region runs from base 1829 to 3643 and encodes 604 amino acids. Gene Ontology annotation, cellular component: nucleus.